Molecule: messenger RNA, 450 nt
Organism: Ruditapes philippinarum (Manila clam)
Lineage: Eukaryota; Metazoa; Mollusca; Bivalvia; Venerida; Veneridae
Product: jerky protein-like
Exons: 1
Coding region: 1-450 (149 amino acids)
Molecular function (GO): nucleic acid binding
Source: RefSeq, a predicted model, not a curated record
AUGGGUGCAAACAAGAGCAAAGUUAUAGGUCCAUCCCGUAAGGAUAUUCCUGUGCCUCAAAUAAGUGUUGGAAAGCAACGCCUAACUGUGAUGUACUGUGGCAAUGCUUCAGGACAAAUGAUGCCACCAUUUUUUGUUUUUCCUGAGCCCAAGCCUAGAGCAUAUGACCCAUUAAAUGGAGUUCCAGAAGGAAGUUAUAUUGCCUAUACGAAGAAAGGCUGGAUGGACGGCACAACAUUUUCAAAGUUCAUUGAUCACUUCGAUAAGUUUGCUGGUGUUGAGCGACCUGUUGUGUUACUAUUGGACAGUGUUGGAAGUCACAUUAGCCAAAAAGUGUUUGUGAAAGCAAAGGAAAAGGACAUUGAGCUAUAUCGCAUUGUCUCCAAUGAGACACAUUUGAUGCAACCCUUGGAUAAAGGUGUCUUCGAAGAUGCAUUGGGAAAGAGAUAG